AUGUCGUCAAUUAAAAAACUCUCCCUCAUAAAUGCGGUUCUUGCAAAAAAAACCUAUAGUAAUAUGAAAAUGGCUGAGAAGUGCUUAACCUUAUGCCUGAAAAAUCAGUUGGAAAAUAUGAGAAAUGCACACUUGUCUGCAACUCCUUUGCUUUCGAUGCCUAGCCAGUCUGUUUCAGCUGCGAUUCCAGGCUUGAUGCUUAAAGAAAAUACAAGCACAAUUAGUCAUGAAAGUACUGAUGGUAAUAACAACACUGACCUCAAUGAUCCCAUGUGUGAUAUCAAAUGUGAUAGUGAAAUUGAAAGUAGCACCUCUCCAUUGGUUUUCGAUUUUAGCCAGCCUUCUUCUGUCCCGAGCAACAAUAAUGCAAAGAACUUGGAGUUUAUGAAAAUCAUCAAUGACUUUGACAUUUCCUGUCAAGCUCAUGAGAAGCUUGCUGUGCAUCUCAACAGCAUUCUAGGGAUGUCAACUGAGAUAACAUACAGAGUGUGUAUAUCAUACCUGGGCAAGAAGCUCUUGAAGCGUUUUUCUAGCAUAGAGAAAACAGUAUACGACGUCUGCCAAAAUAGAUAUAUGAUGUUUAAUGAUACAGAGGAGGUUGCUUGCAAGCAUUGUGGUGAAGCUCACUACAAAAGUGACAAAACUGAUAAGGACAGUAUACUCAUUGCCAAGAAAACCAUGGUCCAGAUUCCUUUGGCCAGGCAAAUUGCCCUUUCUUUGGCCAACAAUGGUACCAGACAUGAGAUGCUAUACCAUCACAAUCACGAGCAAAAGGCAGAUGCAGCAAGGCAGACAUCUUUGAUGGGCAUGCAUAUCAAUCAAUCAAACACAUUUUCUCUAAAAAGCCGGAUGCUACAAAUUGCAAUGAUUCCAGGUCCUUCCACACCACUUGACUUCUGGUCAUUUUUGAAGCCAACCUUGGCAGAUCUCAAGGUACUCCAAGAGGAAGGAAUGGUUGUCAUAACCCCAACUCUCACCAUCCAUGCAAAGGUCCAUGUUCUUGUUGUAACUGGUGAUAUUCUGGCAGUGGCGAGGCUGGCAUGUCAUGCUGGCCUGCUCUUUUUUGCCCUUGACGAGAUGCAUGGCCUUUGCCAUGGAAUAGGCAAACAGGUCUGGGGGCUUAUUGGUGGAAAGUAUGAGAUUAAACAAUCUCUGUUUCUUCCUGCCAAUGUACUCAAGGAAAUCGGAGUGGCAAUGACAGCAACAAGAAAAACAGUUCUAACAGCAUUUCAUGGCUCUUGA
Molecule: messenger RNA, 1242 nt
Organism: Phycomyces blakesleeanus NRRL 1555(-)
Lineage: Eukaryota; Fungi; Mucoromycota; Mucoromycetes; Mucorales; Phycomycetaceae
Exons: 5
Coding region: 1-1242 (413 amino acids)
Source: RefSeq, a predicted model, not a curated record